GAUGAAAAUAUAGUAAUGAUGUGCACAUUUAUUCGAUGAAGCGGCACAUCCAGGAUUUGAAGAUGUCCUUUUGAUGUGACAAUUUUAUGAGGUGGCAUGUCAAUUGACAGUGGAGAUGUUAUGAGGAAUAGGCUAAGCAGUACAAAUCUAAGCAUACAAGACUGGAAGUUUUCAAGGUUGAUGAAGCAUUCAGGUCUAUUGUUUAGUGAGAUGUGCAUGCUUGAAAUAAUUGAAGAGCUUGGAACUCUUAGGAAUUGGAAGCAGGCAUUAUCUAUUGUGAAAUGGGUAUACAAUCAGCAGGAAUACAAGAAUUGCAAAAGCAGGUUUGUAUUCACAAAACUCUUGUCUGUUCUUGGAAAAGAAAGGAGGCAUCGGGAAGCUUUAAAGAUUUUCAGUGAGAUGAGAGAAGAUGGUCAGAUAUAUCCUGAUAUGGCUGCGUACCACUCAAUCGCCGUUACGCUUGGCCAAGCUGGCCUUGUGGAAGAAUUAAUCCAUAUAAUUGAGUGCAUGAGGCAGAAACCUUCUAAAAAGCUUAGAAAUAUGAAUCGCAGAGAUUGGGAUCCCUGCUUAGAUCCUGAUAUUAUCAUAUAUAAUGCGGUGUUAAAUGCUUGUGUACCAUCACGUCAAUGGAAAGGAGUGUCCUGGGUGCUGCAACAGAUGAGGCUUAGUGGUUUGAGACCCACAGAAACAACUUAUGGGUUAGCCAUGGAAGUAAGUCCUAACCAGUUAUGAUGAAUUUUACAUCUGUGAUCAAAGUUGAUUUAGUUAUUCGU
Messenger RNA from Dendrobium catenatum, 773 nucleotides. Its product is annotated as pentatricopeptide repeat-containing protein At5g67570, chloroplastic-like. The transcript is spliced from 5 exons. The record is from RefSeq and is a predicted model, not a curated record. Bases 97 to 732 code for a protein of 211 amino acids. Gene Ontology annotation, molecular function: protein binding. NCBI's taxonomy places the organism in Eukaryota, Viridiplantae, Streptophyta, Magnoliopsida, Asparagales, Orchidaceae. Gene Ontology annotation, biological process: chloroplast organization. Gene Ontology annotation, cellular component: chloroplast.